Molecule: messenger RNA, 989 nt
Organism: Mercurialis annua (annual mercury)
Lineage: Eukaryota; Viridiplantae; Streptophyta; Magnoliopsida; Malpighiales; Euphorbiaceae
Product: polyadenylate-binding protein-interacting protein 6-like
Exons: 4
Coding region: 137-604 (155 amino acids)
Molecular function (GO): ubiquitin binding
Source: RefSeq, a predicted model, not a curated record
AAUUAUUAGCUUUCCAAUUAUUCAGUUUUUCAUUUAUAUUUGUGUUUCAUUUUUGAUUCAGAGGAGAAUUUUAGGGUUUCACAGUUUUUGUUGAAUCAUCUGCAAUCGUCAGGGAUCUCUUUUCUGAUUUAAGACAAUGAAGAAAGGCGUCUCUAUGUUGAACCCUUAUGCAGCAUCUUACAUACCUCUGUCUAAAAGAGAAGAGCGUACACAGAAGCAGGUUGAGAAAUCUUCUUCUGAUUCUGGUGUCUCUGGAUCUUCAUCACAACAUCCAAAUGGACUGACAGGGAAGCUGGCGAUUAAUGAAGAAUUUGACAUUUUGGAAUUUCUUAAAACAUCAUUUCCUCGCAUGUCAGAUGAGUCCCUUAAUGAAGUCUACCAGGCAAGCAAGGGCGACUUGGACGCCACAGUCGACAUGCUGAGCCAUCUUGAGUUUGACGAUUUUGAGUCUCCUGAAAACCUUCCUGAUACUUUGGACAUCGGGGAUGUUUCUGAAUUGGGUUCUGUAGCCGAGUGCUCGUCUGUGAAACAAAAGAAUGUUGUGGGUGAAGCCAGUGCCUCAUUGUCUGGUUCUCCAGCUUCAGUGCCCGUCAAUGUCACUUGAAUGACGUGGUAACUUGUUCAAUCCUUUGACAUUCAUGAAUUGGUGGAUAGCAAGUACAUAAAUAGGAAAUAUUUACUUUUGAGGUGGGAGAAAUAUUAUACAUAUGGGUGUAUAGUUCUCAGGUGCUUUAUUCCGAAAUGCUCCCUUAUUUUCUGGGUUCUUACAUGGGUGAAACAAGGCUCCUUUGAGCGAUAAGCUUGCAGGUUGUAGUUUUUCUGAAAAAAUGGAAGUGAAAAUAUUUUGCUGGUUGACAGUCGUCUUCUUUUUGGUUUUUGACAUGGUAUGCUUUUGUCAAAGAAAGGCUUGAAAAGAAAAACAUUGGUUGGGAUAUUUUACAUGUAAAGCUUGAAAUUAGUCUAAUGAAAUAGAUAUGAUUUGAAAGCUA